GUCGGCCAAAGCUUGACGAGCGCGAUGUCCGACCGCUUCUCCCUGAAGUUGACCAGCGCCAAGCAUGGCGCAGCGACCGGCGCGUCGUCGGCAGCGUCCGAAUCAUCAAGGACUUCGCGCCGUGAGAAGCUGGCAGAGUACCUGCAGAGCCGCCGUGUAGAGAUGGCGACGACCAGCCGCGCCUCUGCCACCACCAAGCCCGCGGCCUCGGGCGCCGCACGGGGCAUGUCCCAGGCAGCCAUCGACCGCCUUAGCAAGCCUAAAGUCAACUCGUAUGCCAGCUCGUACCGCCCGACGGCGGGACUUGCAAAGCCCGAAAUCAGUGGACGAACGGCGUCGCAGGUGCCGUUGAAGUCGGACGCUGGACCGUCCAAGUCCUCUCGGACGACUUUCGACAAACCUCCGCCACCACCGGUGGCCGCCGUCGUUGAUGCCAAGCCUGUGGCAGCUGAGCCGCGCAUUGGUGUGGCAGCAGCAGCAGCGACUACCGAAUCUUCGUCCAGCGCGCUGCGGUAUCAACCUCGACCUGUAGCGUCUACAGCUGACGACACGCUUCAACACGUCAAGACGCGACUCAUGUUUGACGACUCGGACGACGACGAUGACGACGAUGUCGACCUUGCACCAUCCAUUGCUCCGUUCGCUGCGCCAUCCAAAGCCCAGCCCAUUGUGCCGGCGACGCCCAAGCCGGUGCGGUCACUCGUACACGGAAGAAGCGCCAAGACAGAACGCUUCAGCGCCUUCAAGCAGCCGCGGUCCCUUGAGAAGGCGGUCGCGGCCUCUCCAUUUGGAAACGCGCCAUGCUACCGACGCCAAGAAAACGUAUCGCUCGACCUCGACCUCGAAUGCAAGCCAGCACCAUCGCCUUUGGACGCGGCCACGACGCCGGAGGCGACCAAGUCGACCUUUGCGCUCCCGUCGAGCUCGAGUGCCCUGCGGCAUCAGAAGCAAGCAGACGCACCCAUGCCACAUCGAGACGUCCUCUCGUCGCACUUCAAGGUCAAGAAGAGCGCGUUUCCCGAGUCUGCAACGCCCAAGACGGCGCCAUCAAGCGUCACCAAGUCCCUUCUCUUCACCAAGACGGACGAGGCCGUUCCGUCAACCUCCUCCAAGGCCCUUCUCUUCACCAAGCCAAACGAGGCGGUCCCGUCGACGCCCUUGACCGAGACCGUGUACCGGUCCGUCGAGGUCCCGGCCUCGCAUUUCAAGGCCAAGAAGCCGGCCGAUCCGACGCCCAAGGAGCCAGUGCAAACGCUCUUGUCGACGCACUUCAAGCCCGCCGAGGUGGUACCGCCGGCCGCGCCGUCGCCGAAGAAGGACGUCGAGUUUACGGCCGCGCUCCAGACGCAGCUUCGCGCGCGUCUCGACGAAGCGCUGUACAUCUCCAAGUUUACCCUUGGCGGCGCACGCGCGGUCUUUGAUGACAUUGCGCGCAACUGCCCGAGCGUCGUGCUCACGAAAGCUGUCUACUGGCUGGCGCGAGCCAGCGUCGAGGAGGAGCACAAGGAUCUCAUGCGCGCCGACCAAAUGUUUGCCGACGGCCUCGACACGGUGCUCGAGCCGCUCGAGAAGGCGAUUCUCGAGGCCGCGCGGGCCGAGUUGCACGGACGCACGCAACUGAGCCAGCCAGCCGUCAAGAACAUCGUGGUCGAAGACAAGACGGUGCCGCUGACGCCGGAGAAGAAGGCCGAGUUCCUCGAAGACCUCUUUGCCCAAGGCCAGCUCGAAGAGAGCUUUUGCUUUGACUCGACCGAAACGCCGCCGACGCAGACCAAGCCGACGCAGCCGCCACCGCACAAGUACAACUCGACGACCAAGCAGCGCCCGCCCACGUCCUCGAACGAGUCGUCGCCGACGUACAUCCAUUUCAAGCCGCCGUCGGCGGUCAAGAAGAUCGACUUUGGCACGCCGCCGCACAGCGUCGGGCUGUUCGGGACGCCGCCGUAGCGCUCGACUCGACUUCUCGCCAUAGGAAUCCGUAGCUUUAUGUAACAUUCAACCCACUCGCCCGUCUCUGCAGCUAGGACCGCGCGUCCUUCUUGACCUUCUUC
Messenger RNA from Saprolegnia diclina VS20, 2051 nucleotides. RefSeq lists its product as hypothetical. The coding region runs from base 25 to 1947 and encodes 640 amino acids. The transcript is spliced from 5 exons. The record is from RefSeq and is a predicted model, not a curated record. Lineage: Eukaryota; Oomycota; Saprolegniomycetes; Saprolegniales; Saprolegniaceae.